AUGACCACCAACGCUCCGCUGCCACUGUUUACGAUCGACCCAAACUCCGUCGUUGUCGCCACCAACGUCCCACUCAGCGAAGGAUAUGUCGCAAAAUUGAUCAAAGACGCCCAAAUCUGCCCAUUCUUCGGGUUCGACGUGGAGCUGACGCCGUGUAAAGAAGUCCGCCUCGUCCAAAUCGCAUCCAGGAACGCCGCCUAUGUCUUUGACAUCGAUAAGAUCAGCUAUUUCCCAGAUGUACUAAAGUCCUUCUUGCGCAACGACAAGUACGUCAAACUUGGCGUCGGAGUUCUCGGUGACGCCAAGGCACUCCUGGACUCAGACGAGGUCGAAUUGGCAGGCGCAGGCGAGCUAUCGCGGCUCCAUAGAAUGUUCGACCUGACAGGAGCGCUAUCCGGACUGCACUUCUCGUCGUGCGUCGCGUUGGAUACCUUGGCUAAGGUAUGGCUGAGUCGGGGGCUCGACAAGGCUCUUCAACCGGCACAAGAAUGGGUCGGAGAACUAAGCGUCGAGCAUUAUACUUAUGCUGCAACAGACGCCGCUGUGGCUCUCGCUAUCUACCACAGAAUGAUGUCCGUCAAAAUCUUAAGCAACGCCCGCCCACGCCUAUGGAUUUUCAGCGGUUACGACGCAUGCAGCAGAGAGGCCGUCGGCCUCGUCAAAGACUACGCGCCAUACGCCGCCUUGAGUACUCAAUGCAUCACCUCUAUGGAGGGAUUGUUAGCCAAGAUGAAGAGAAGGCAUCAGGACGCUGACAACACGCUACCCGGCGACGACUUCAACACUUGGACCGAGAAGACGAUCCCAGAGGCUGUCAAAUUGUGCGCUUCUCUGACUAUGGCAUUCGAGGUUUACAACCGGCAGAUGUCCGUAAGAAAAGAUAGUUAG
Pleurotus ostreatus (oyster mushroom) is the source of this 888-nucleotide messenger RNA. RefSeq lists its product as uncharacterized. Gene Ontology annotation, molecular function: 3'-5' exonuclease activity; nucleic acid binding. NCBI's taxonomy places the organism in Eukaryota, Fungi, Basidiomycota, Agaricomycetes, Agaricales, Pleurotaceae. Gene Ontology annotation, biological process: nucleobase-containing compound metabolic process. The transcript has 4 exons. The coding region runs from base 1 to 888 and encodes 295 amino acids. The record is from RefSeq and is a predicted model, not a curated record. Gene Ontology annotation, cellular component: cytoplasm; nucleus.